Molecule: messenger RNA, 2425 nt
Organism: Protopterus annectens (West African lungfish)
Lineage: Eukaryota; Metazoa; Chordata; Ceratodontiformes; Protopteridae
Product: TGF-beta receptor type-2-like
Exons: 9
Coding region: 340-2409 (689 amino acids)
Biological process (GO): protein phosphorylation; heart development; cellular response to growth factor stimulus
Cellular component (GO): signaling receptor complex; plasma membrane
Molecular function (GO): metal ion binding; activin binding; transforming growth factor beta binding
Source: RefSeq, a predicted model, not a curated record
UCCACUUUCUAUGCCCAAAGUGAUUCAGACUCUGGUUCUAGUUUUCGCCCCUUUUAGAAAAGGAACACUGUAACUUCAGAUCACUUUGACUAUGUUCAUACAUUUCAUCUCCUCGGUAGACCCCCCACGCAUAGCUGGAUGGGAAACAGCUGGAUCCGCCUCCUCCGCAAAACUUGGCCAAGAACUUUGUUCAGAUUGAGAUGCUGCUCGCUGAAAACUAACUUUGGGUAACUCUGGUUCCCCUUGUCUUACGACCCGUCACCCAGGAAAAGUGAAGAGGUACGUGAACCGACUUCCCUGGGGACUACGGAACCGUGUGACGCUGCUUACCACAAGAGAAUGGCCAGCUGGAAAAUCCCUUGUAUUAUCUGUGCGAUAGUCUUGACUUUCACGCAUCAGGCUUUUGCAUUCACAAAACCAAGAUCCAAUUUAUGCAAGUGGUGUGAAAACUCGAGUCCAGUUUGUGUAGCAAAUGUAUGCUACAGUAAUUGCACUUUUAACUCCUUUUGUGAGAACAAAGAAGAAAUUUGUGUUGCCAUUUGGAAACACAAUGGAGAAGGCAUCAGUGUUAGCACAUCAUGUCACCACCCACAUUUGCCGGUAGAAAAUGUUACGGUUCCAUAUUAUAACACUUCAGAAUGUGUCAUGAGUCAGCAAGCCAACGCAGAUGGAGUAUUCUAUAUAUGUGGAUGUACAGAUGAGCAAGACUGUAAUGACAAACUUACGUUUAAAACUGAACAUAAAGUUUUUCAGAGUGUCAUAAACAGGAAGACUAAUUUAUGCAAAUGGUGUGAGCAAUCCAUUCCAGUCUGUGAAGACAAUGUUUGUCACACAAACUGCACGUUCGGUACCUACUGUGAAAAUUCGGAAGACAUCUGUGUGGCUCUUUGGAAACAAGUGAAUAACAGCAUCAGCGUGAGGACGCUUUGUCACAAUCCACAGUUUCCACUAAUGAACAUCAUGGUUCCAAAGAGAAGAGAUUCAAGGUGUGUGAUGGCCAAGCAACACACUGAAGAUGGCUUUGUUUAUGUAUGUGGAUGUGUGGAGGGCCAGGAAUGCAAUGAUAAGCUCAUUUUCGAAAUUGAUCCAGAUGAUUAUGCAACACUGCAAAGCAAAGAAGUUAUUCCUGUGGCACUACUGAGUUUGCUUCCUCCAGUGCUGGUUACUGCAACAGCUAUCAUUAGUUUCUAUCUUUACCGAACUCGUCGGCAAAGAAAAUUGAAUAGCAACUGGUCUCAGAAGAAAUCAAUGAAUGAACCUCUCACUGUAUCUGAAAAUGGAAAAGAAGGUGGCUAUGAAGGGAAACUUCUUGGUAUGGCAGAUGACAUUCGCAGUGAUAUUAGCUCUGCUUGCGCUAACAGUCUUAAUCACAACACAGAGCCACUGCCCAUUGAAUUGACUGAGAAAAUACGAAAAGGACGAUUUGCUGAGGUUUGGCAAGCAAAGCUGAAACACUGCUCCUCUGGACGGUAUGAAAAUGUUGCUAUCAAGAUUUUUCCACAUGAAGAGUAUGCCUCAUGGAAAAAUGAAAGGAAGAUAUUUUUAGAUGCAAAUCUCAAACAUGACUGUGUACUUCAGUUUCUUGCUGCAGAGGAAAGAGGGAAAGGAGUACAGAAACAAUACUGGCUAAUCACAGCCUACCACAGCCUGGGGAAUCUGCAAGAUUAUUUAACUCAUCACAUUCUAAGUUGGACACAGUUACAUGCAAUGGCUAGUUCAGUUGUAAAUGGGGUUGCUCACCUGCACAGCGACUGUACUAACUGUGGAACUCCUAAAAUUCCAAUAGCUCAUCGAGACAUAAAAAGUACUAAUAUUCUGAUUAAAAAUGAAAGGGAGUGUGUGCUUUGUGACUUUGGACUUGCUUUGAGAUUGGACCCAUCUUUAACUGUUGAUGACUACGCAAAUAGUGGGCAGGUCGGUACUGCCAGAUACAUGGCUCCUGAAGUCUUGGAAUCAAGAGUGAACUUAGAAGAUGUUGAGUCCUUCAAACAGAUAGAUGUCUAUUCCAUGGCCCUGGUUUUAUGGGAAAUGGCUUCCAGAUGUGAAGCCACUGGUGGAGUUAAGAGUUAUGAACUACCAUUUAGCUCCAAAUUCCAGGAACACCCUAGCAUGGAGAGCAUCCGAGACAUUGUACUUCGGGACAGAUGUCGACCAGAGAUUCCCAAGAACUGGCUGGAACAUAAGGGAAUGCAUUUCCUGUGUGAUACCAUCAUAGAAUGCUGGGACCAUGACCCUGAAGCAAGACUUACUUCUCACUGUGUUGCAGAGAGGUUUAGCCUAAUGGCACAAAUGGACUGUGAAGACCUCAUCAACAAUAACACAGAAAAAGAAGACAGCACAGUGGGUCUACCGACAGCAGACGGAGUCACUGAUAGGCAUGGAAACAUCCAGUUAGUAACAGAAGUAUGAACACUUUCAAAUCUCA